GUUUUAAAGCACUGGUAUGGAUGAUCGUUAAGAAAUAAAUGAAUCAUAAAUUAUUUAGUCAUCUUCUAAUCAAAAUUUGGUGAAAAGUUUUGUCUGUUAAAUUAUUAUUUCUGAAGGUUUUUGGGUAAAUUAGCAAUACCCCUAUCUGCAGAGAUAUUUAUGAGUUUGACCAUGUCUUCUCGUAAAACUGCUGGUCGCCGCGCCACUACAAAAAAGCGAGCACAACGAGCCACUUCAAAUGUGUUUGCUAUGUUCGAUCAGGCGCAAAUUGCCGAAUUUAAAGAAGCAUUUAAUAUGAUUGAUCAAAAUAGAGAUGGAUUCGUGGAAAAGGAAGACCUACAUGACAUGUUGGCAUCCCUGGGUAAAAAUCCCACAGAUGAAUAUCUAGAAGCUAUGAUGAACGAAGCACCAGGUCCUAUAAACUUCACCAUGUUCCUGACUUUGUUUGGAGAACGCCUACAAGGAACGGAUCCAGAAGAUGUAAUAAAAAAUGCGUUUGGUUGUUUUGAUGAAGAGAAUACAGGAGUAUUGCCUGAAGAUCGUUUGCGUGAGCUUUUAACAACCAUGGGAGAUCGUUUUACGGAUGAAGAU
Rhagoletis pomonella (apple maggot) is the source of this 591-nucleotide messenger RNA. RefSeq names its product myosin regulatory light chain sqh (gene sqh). Gene Ontology annotation, cellular component: cytoplasm; myosin II complex. The record is from RefSeq and is a predicted model, not a curated record. NCBI's taxonomy places the organism in Eukaryota, Metazoa, Arthropoda, Insecta, Diptera, Tephritidae. Gene Ontology annotation, biological process: post-embryonic development; locomotion. Gene Ontology annotation, molecular function: myosin heavy chain binding; calcium ion binding.